Messenger RNA from Centruroides sculpturatus (bark scorpion), 908 nucleotides. It is a transcript of the gene RpL8, whose product is annotated as 60S ribosomal protein L8. Gene Ontology annotation, cellular component: ribosome; cytosolic large ribosomal subunit. Bases 73 to 849 code for a protein of 258 amino acids. Gene Ontology annotation, molecular function: RNA binding; structural constituent of ribosome. Lineage: Eukaryota; Metazoa; Arthropoda; Arachnida; Scorpiones; Buthidae. Gene Ontology annotation, biological process: cytoplasmic translation. The record is from RefSeq and is a predicted model, not a curated record. The transcript has 7 exons.
CAAUUUAAUUGGGCAGAUGUAGAAGUUGCCUCUUCUUCAGCACGCCAUAAUUGCUGGCUAUCGGUAGGCAAAAUGGGGAGAGUUAUUAGAAGUCAGAGAAAAGGUGCCGGAAGUGUAUUUAAAAGUCAUAAUAAACACCGGAAAGGAGCGCCAAAAUUCCGAGCAGUUGACUUUGCAGAGCGUCAUGGAUAUAUAAAAGGUGUUGUAAAAGAAAUUCUUCACGAUCCUGGUCGUGGUGCACCUCUUGCACAAGUAGUGUUCAGAGAUCCCUAUCGUUACAAAUUGAAGAAAGAAUUGUUUCUUGCUGCAGAAGGAAUGCAUACUGGACAGUUUCUGUACUGUGGAAAAAAAGCAACUCUUCAAGUUGGAAAUGUUCUUCCUGUUGGUGUAAUGCCAGAAGGUACAAUUAUAUGUAAUUUAGAAGAAAAGGCUGGUGAUCGAGGUCGUCUUGCACGUGCUUCUGGAAACUAUGCUACUGUUAUUUCUCAUAAUCCAGAUACAAAGAAAACAAGAGUAAAACUUCCAUCUGGUGCAAAGAAAGUUGUUCCGUCAACUAAUAGAGCCAUGGUGGGUAUUGUUUCUGGUGGAGGUCGGAUCGAUAAGCCUAUUUUGAAGGCUGGUCGGGCAUAUCACAAGUAUAAAGCUAAGCGUAACUCUUGGCCCAAAGUUCGUGGUGUGGCUAUGAAUCCUGUUGAGCAUCCCCACGGAGGUGGUAAUCACCAGCAUAUUGGAAAGGCUUCGACUGUUAGAAGAGAUGCUUCAGCCGGUCGCAAGGUUGGUUUGAUUGCUGCUCGUCGUACGGGUCGUAUAAGAGGUGGAAAAACGUCAGCACCAACAAAAGAAGAUUAAUUAGACAUUCAUUUGUAAAGAAAAAUGAAAAAAAUAAAGGAGUUAAAGUUAUCUCUGUA